Messenger RNA from Miscanthus lutarioriparius, 2775 nucleotides. NCBI's taxonomy places the organism in Eukaryota, Viridiplantae, Streptophyta, Magnoliopsida, Poales, Poaceae. The record is from the annotation of a GenBank genome assembly.
AUGGCGGAGAUGAUCGCCGUAUCCCUCUCGGCAAAGGCGGCCGCGUCCUUGUCCGAGCCGGCAGCCGUGGAGCUGUCCUCCCUCUUCGCCAUUCGCUCCGGGGUCGCUGCCGCCGUGCGCGAGCUCGAGCUCCUCCGUGCCUUCCUCCGCUUCGCCGAUUCUCGCCGCGGCACCAACGAUCUCUCCGUCGCCUGGAUCAAUCAGGUUCGCAACGCUGCCUUUGAGCUCGAGGACGUUGUGGACGAGUACUCCUACCUAUCCGGUAGAGGCUUCAUCCGCGGCUGCGCCAAUUUAGGCGCCUGGUUCGCGCUCUCUAGGCGACUGCGGAAGGCGCGGGACAGACUCCGCGAACUGUCGGGCGCCAAGGAGCAAUACGGCAUCUUGCCGGCGAUUUCCUCCGCGGGCGCGGAGAGAUCGUAUGCAGUUGGCGGCAGCGCGAGCUUCAUCAGCCGGAAGGUAGCAGAUACGGCGCACUUUCUCGGAGAAGAGGAUAUAGUUGGCUUUGCGGCGCAGAGGAGCUUACUGAUGGAAUGGCUGACCGAGGACAUGGAGCCCCAGCGGACGCUGGUCGCCGUCUGGGGGAUGGGUGGUGUUGGCAAGACCACUCUAGUGACCAACGUCUUCAGGGAAGUCGCCGCUAGCUUCCACUUCGAUUGCGCCGCAUGGGUGUCCGUCUCUAAGAACUUCACGAGGGAAGACCUCUUGAAGAGAGUCUUGAAAGAACUUCAGCGGGACGUUCGCGCCGGCGUGCCAAAGGACGUUGAAGAGACGAGUUACCGAUCGCUGGUCGAGGCUUUGCAAGGCAUUCUGUCCAAGAAAAGGUACUUGGUGUUGCUGGAUGACGUCUGGGACGCGGAUGCAUGGUAUGAGAUCCGGAGUGCAUUUGUUGACGAUGGAACCCGGAGCCGGAUAAUCAUCACUACACGCAGUCAAGACGUGGCUAAUCUGACAAAAUCCACCAGGACCAUCCUGCUGAAGCCGCUUCCUGAGAAGGAAGCGUGGUGUUUAUUUUGCAAUACAACAUUCAGGGAGGAUGCUGAUCGAGAGUGCCCGCAGCAUUUGGAGCACUGGGCUUCGAAGAUACUGAACAAAUGUAGUGGUCUACCAUUGGCGAUUGUGUCAGUUGGCAAUGUCCUUGCUUUGAAGGAGAAAAGUGAGUUUGCUUGGAAGAGCGUGCAUGACAGUCUUGUGUGGGAUGAAAGCACUGAUCAUGGAAUUGGGCAAGUGUCAAGCAUACUGAAUCUGAGUAUUGAUGAUCUACCAUACCCUCUGAAGAGAUGUUUCCUUUAUUGUAGUAUAUACCCAGAGGAUUUCUUUGUCAAAAGGAAGAUUCUCAUAAGGAAGUGGAUUGCUGAAGGCUUUGUUGAGGAAAAAAACCAUGCCACAAUGGAGGAUGUCGCUGAUGAUUACCUGAACCAGCUAGUGCAACGAAGCCUGCUGCAGGUCGUGAUGAAAAAUGAGUUUGGACGCGCCAAGCGGUUCCAAAUACAUGAUUUGAUCAGAGAGUUGAUUCUGAGUAGGUCGGCAAAGGAGGGACACUUCGUAUUCUCAAAGUGCACACCAACAUUUGAGUCAAAUAGUAAUUUCCGUCAUCUCAUAAUUGAUCGAUGCGGAAGUAGUGACCUUCCAGCUCCACAAAUGGCAUCACUUCGGUCCCUCCAUGGAUUCAAAACAUAUUUGGAUGCUUCUCUGCUGUCUAGCUUCAGAUUACUAACUGUUCUAGACUUAUGGUACGUUCCAAUAAAUAAACUGCCUAGUUCAGUGACCAAUCUCCUCAAUCUGUGCUAUCUUGGCAUCCGUUCCACUCUAAUCAAAGAGCUACCACAUGAAUUGGGACGACUACGUAAGUUGCAAACUUUAGAUGCCAAGUGGUCCAUGGUCCAGAGGUUGCCAAGCAGCAUAACAAAACUCAAAGGUCUGCGCCACCUGAUAUUGUUUAGACGCUACGCUGCAGAUUUUAGGUUUCUAUAUCCUGGUAAAGCAGUUCUUCUUCCAGAUGGGAUGAGAAAUCUGACCUGUCUGCAGACUCUGAAAUACAUCGAAGCUAAUGAGGAGACGGUCAGAUCCUUAGGAAGCUUGAAACAGAUGAGGAGCUUGGAACUAUGUGGUGUGCACGAGGGCAGUCUUAUCCAUUUGCCAUCAUCCAUCUCUAAAAUGAGUUACCUUCAAUGCCUGGGAAUUGAAAGUCGGGAUGCUGAUGUACAACUGGACCUCGAGUCUUUUUCACCACCACCGUUGAAGCUACAAAAAUUCACCCUAACAGGAAGGUUAAUAGGGAAUAAGCUACCUUCAUGGUUUGGUCACCUUAGUAGUCUGAUGCAGUUGCAGUUGCAUUCUUCUAAACUCAAGGAAGAUUCAAUUGGAUUGCUGGCAUCGCUCCCUAGGUUGUUUGAUCUUAGCCUCGUGGAUGCAUAUGAAGAGAAGAGCUUGAUCUUUGCAGCGGGUGUUUUUCCUGUACUACGAAAACUAAGGUUAGAUGACUUAGCUAAUCUUUCUCACCUAGAGUUUCAAAAGGGGAGCCUUGUAAAUCUAGAUAAAUUGAUGCUUAGCCAUUGUUUUGAGCUAACUAAAAUACCCCAAGGCAUUGAGAACCUUGUGCAUCUCAAGAACCUGGAGCUUUCUGAAAUGCCAAUUGAGCUUACAGAACAGAUAUUUAAGGGGCAUGAAUCAGAGGGAAAACAUCAAGAUGCUUUGCACAUGACAAUUGUCAAGGUCCUCCAUAUGCAUAAUGGGUUGUUGGAGAAAAAAGUUCACAUCAACUUGUGCGCUUUAUAA